Drosophila ficusphila is the source of this 1069-nucleotide messenger RNA. RefSeq names its product transforming growth factor beta-1-induced transcript 1 protein-like. Gene Ontology annotation, molecular function: transcription coregulator activity. The transcript is spliced from 3 exons. The record is from RefSeq and is a predicted model, not a curated record. The coding region runs from base 278 to 814 and encodes 178 amino acids. NCBI's taxonomy places the organism in Eukaryota, Metazoa, Arthropoda, Insecta, Diptera, Drosophilidae. Gene Ontology annotation, cellular component: Z disc; nucleus.
AGCGUUAACACCGAAUAUCUCAUUCAGUCUUUGAGUCUUGCUAAAUUCAUACGUUUUCAUUUGUUUCGUUUUCUAUAUUUAAUAAAAAAAAGUCGUCCAAAUUUCUACAAAAAAAUAGGCGUAAAAUUUGUCCGAAUCCGUAACACUUCUCUUUUUCUGUGCCAUCAUUUCCGUGUGAGCCUUUUUGGAGAAAAGAAAGAAUAUUUAAUUUUGCAGAGUUUCAAAAGAGUAGGGAAAGUGAAAAUCGGGAGCUUAAGAUUUCGAUUCAAUAGCCAAGAUGUCUGAAAAUAUUGUGUGCCACAAGUGCAAUGAGGCCAUCACGAAGCGGAUGAUCACCGCUCUGGGAAAGACUUGGCAUCCGGAGCACUUUUUGUGCCACCAUUGCGAGGAGCAGAUCGAGGAUGCCACCUUCAACAUCCAGAACGGCGAGCCGGUGUGCAACAAGUGCUUCUUAGAGAAAUACACGUACACCUGUGCCGGUUGUAAGAAGCCAAUCCUCGAGCGAACCAUCUGCGCCAUGGGCGAAAGUUGGCACGAGGAUUGCUUCUGCUGCGACGGAGCCUGCAAGAAGCCGCUGGCGAGUCAGUCGUUUUACGAGCGGGAAGGCAAGGCCUACUGCAAGCAGGACUACGAGGACCUCUUCGCCGCCAGGUGCGCCAAGUGUGAGAAGCCCAUCACGGACUCCGCGGUGAUUGCCAUGAAUGUGAAGUGGCACCGCGACUGCUUCCGCUGCAUCAAGUGCGAGAAUCCCAUCACCACCCAGACCUUCACCAUCGAUGGCGACAAGCCUGUCUGCCCCGCCUGCAAUUGCUAGAUAUCAUAGAUAUCUUAUCCCUCAGAAAAUCAAAUCAAAUCCAAUAUCCCUGCAUCAUAUUUCCUCCACCUCGGCAUAAAAUUUAUCAUUUGCAGUUAGCCGUUCGUUUCUUGGCACAAUAGUUUGGAUUGUAGAAGAAUGUUGAAGAAAAUGAGGCACCCAAUUGGUUUUUCCGUAUAUUGAGACCCAUCGAUCACACAUGCUUGACCCUCGGAGCUGUUGACAAACACUAAACAAUAAACUAAACACAGAAAA